UCUUGAUGGGUUUUUUUUCUUGCAUACACACAGCUUUUUGCUAAACAAGAUGUUAAUUGAUGGUCUGGAGUUGUGUGGAUUAUUUGUGGAUUGUUUUAUCAGCAGUUUGGACUCUCAUUCUGAUGGCUCCCACUCACCACGGAGGAGCCCCUGGCUGCAGCAGGUAUUUUCUACAGGGCUUGGCAGUAUUUUGAGCUGUAGUAAAGAAUUGCGCUUCAGUAGUUUCUCUGGAGCGUCUGUGUUAGGUGCCACUAUCACCGAACCCUCACCCGUCAUCAGAUCCAGAAUGGAAGCUAGUUUUGCAUCCACGUUUCCAGCAGUUCCUCAAGUAGCAAAAGCAGAAACCAAUUACAAACAGCACCGCAGAACCCCUUCCACCUCCAGCACUCUGACCUACUCCCCUCGAGACGACGACGAUGGCAUGCCGCCCAUUAGUACCCCUCGUCGCUCUGACUCUGCCAUCUCGAUUCGCUCUCUGCACUCCGAGUCCAACAUGUCGCUGCGCUCCACCUUUUCCCUGCACGAGGAAGAGGAAGACACGGAGCCACAGGUGUUUGCGGAGCAGCCCUCCAUUAAGCUUUGUUGCCAGCUGUGCUGCAGCGUGUUCAAGGACCCCGUCAUCACCACCUGCGGACACACAUUCUGCAGGCGAUGUGCCUUGACCUCAGAGAAAUGCCCCGUGGACAAUUCCAAGCUCACAGUGGUCGUGAAUAACAUAGCGGUGGCUGAGCAAAUCGGAGAGCUGUUCAUCCACUGCAAGUACGGCUGUCGGCCAGCUGCCUCGGGCAAACCCGGUGCCUUUGAGGUUGACCCACUUGGCUGUCCUUUCACCAUCAAGCUUAGCACCAGGAAAGAUCAUGAAGUAAGCUGUGACUACAGACCUGUUCGCUGUCCCAACAACCCCAACUGCCCUCCAUUGCUCACCAUGAACCUGGAGGCCCAUCUGAAAGAGUGUGAACACAUUAAGUGCCCUCACUCUAAAUAUGGUUGCACCUUCAUUGGGAAUCAGGACACGUAUGAGACGCACCUGGAGGUGUGUAAGUUUGAGGGGCUGAAGGAGUUUCUCCAGCAGACGGAUGACAGAUUCCAUGAGAUGCAGCUGACACUGGCGCAGAAGGACCAGGACAUCUCGUUCCUGCGCUCCAUGCUGGGCAAACUCUCUGAGAAACUAGACCAGCUGGAGAAGAACUUGGAACUCAAGUUCGAUGUGCUGGAUGAGAACCAGAGUAAGCUCAGUGAAGAUCUGAUGGAGUUCAGACGAGAUGCUUCCAUGCUGAAUGAUGAACUGUCUCACAUCAAUGCCAGGCUCAAUAUGGGUAUACUGGGCUCCUACGACCCCCAGCAGAUCUUCAAAUGCAAGGGUACUUUUGUGGGUCACCAGGGUCCGGUGUGGUGUUUGUGUGUCUACUCUACUGGUGAUCUCCUCUUCAGUGGGUCAUCAGAUAAGUCCAUCAAGGUUUGGGACACAUGCACCACAUAUAAGUGCCAGAAGACCCUUGAGGGCCAUGAUGGCAUAGUGUUAGCUUUGUGCAUUCAGGGGAACAAGCUUUACAGUGGCUCAGCUGACUGCACCAUUAUUGUCUGGGAUAUUCAGACCCUGCAGAAAGUGAACACCAUCCGGGCACACGACAACCCCGUGUGCACUCUGGUGUCCUCACACAACAUGCUAUUCAGCGGCUCUCUCAAAGCCAUUAAGGUGUGGGACAUUGUGGGCACAGAGCUGAAGCUAAAGAAGGAACUAACUGGCUUGAAUCACUGGGUUCGAGCUCUGGUGGCUUCUCAGAAUCACCUGUACAGCGGGUCUUAUCAAACCAUAAAGAUCUGGGACAUCCGUUCUCUGGAGUGUGUCCAUGUGCUCCAGACCUCUGGAGGCAGUGUGUACUCUAUUGCGGUCACCAAUCAUCAUAUAGUUUGUGGCACCUAUGAGAACCUCAUUCAUGUUUGGGACAUUGAGUCCAAAGAGCAGGUGCGGACACUGACGGGCCAUGUGGGCACAGUGUAUGCCCUGGCCGUCAUCUCAACCCCCGAUCAGACCAAAGUGUUUAGUGCCUCCUAUGAUCGCUCCCUCAGGGUGUGGAGCAUGGACAACAUGAUCUGCACUCAGACUCUGCUGCGGCACCAGGGCAGCGUGACGGCGCUCGCUGUGUCCAGAGGAAGACUCUUCUCUGGAGCUGUAGACAGCACUGUAAAGGUGUGGACGUGCUAAACAUGACUGCUAAUCAUUAUUAGUCGUCAACAUGUUGACUAAUGUGUCUCAAUCUCCUGGAACUCAGAAACCACGUGGACUCUGACGCACACAUUUAUAGUAUGAAUAUUAUUCAAGAAAACAUUACAACAUGCAUUGGACCGGAAAUGUUUUUAUUCUGUACGCUAUGGACUUGGGCGUCUGUUCCAUGUGAAUUUUGCAGUAAACUGUUAGACGCCUUGCUUCAUGCGCUGGAUGGAUGUUGCUCGUUUGCUUUCCUCUUACCAGACACCUCUUGACAACAAACAGAACCUCCCAGCGGACAGCCAACAUUCGUCAUAAACAUGACAACUCUGUAUUUUAUACACCCACAAUCGUUUCCUAUGAAAGUAUGAUUUAGAUUUGGUAAGACUUCCAGUCUAAGGUCAAGUUCCCUGCAGUCCAUGGAAAAGUUGCUGCGUCAGUGGCCUCAGCGAUGACUGUUGAACUUUGACCUUCAUGAGUUGCAGUCUCACGACUGAGUGAGUGCCUAAGCUUCAGUCUGACACCAGUGGAGAUGCAUGGAGCAACCAUCAUCCCCGGGCUGAAUGAAGACCUACACUACACCAACUUGGGCCUGAAACAGCAGAGCAUUGUUUUGGACAACACAGUACCCAUGUUUUUAUCUCCGAUUUGACAGUGCCAACUGAGCGUCCAGAAUGGCUCAGAUAUUUUCUAACUGCCUGUUGAUCCGAUGUGAAAUCUUUGUAUGACUCUAUCUAUAAUGACCGACUCAUCCAUCAUGCUUUUGUGUAAAUAAUGCAGUGUUUCCAUACCAAAGGUGCAACUGCUUCAUGAGUGCUUCCAUGUUUGCCGUGGAAGCCAGAUUUUGACCAUGCAAAUCUAGUAAGUGUUUUAUAAUGUACUUCAUGCUAGUUACUAAACAAUUUUAGUAACAGUAAUUAAUUUGAAUGGUGUAAAGCACUUAAUUCAUUAUCACUGAGCAUCCCAGCAUCACUUUCAAGAAGUAAUGAGUUUAAUGGAGGGAAAGGGAACACUGUGUUGCAUUAAUGUCAAGUUGAGUUCCCCUCUCAGCUUAAACAUGGAAAAAAAUCAUCAAAAAUUAGUCAUCUUGUACUCAUUUUCAUGUCGUCCCAAACCUGUAUGACUUUUUUCUUCUGUGGAAUGUAUUAUUUUUUUAUGAAUGUAUUUUUCUCCAUACAAUGCAAGCUGUGGUAACCAAAUUUGUUCCAAACUUUUGUGUUCAUUGUGAGGGUGGAUGAAAUGACAGAACUUUUCGUUUUUGGGUGAACUGUAAAUUUAACCGGAAGUUUUCUAGUUAAUGGUCAAUGCUAAUCUAAGACAAAAGGCAUAAAAACGGCUGCUGUUUUGUAUAUCAGAGUGGCAUAGAGCUACUCAGUCCAGCUCUGCACAUUUAGGACAAGAUUUCAGCAGUGGUUUUUUCCCCUUAAGCUGAGAGAGGAUAUGAGCUUGAGAUUCGUUUGCAACUCAAACAGUUACUUGUAUAAAAUACAUAAACUUUUAAUGCUUGUAUUAAGUGAGCUUGAUUAAUCAACCUUCACAUAAUGUGUUGACUCCCUCUAGUGUCCUUAAUGCAUUUUGAGUUGAAAAAAUAAAUCUGUGAAGGGCUGUGUGGCCCUUUGGUACAAA
This is a messenger RNA of Carassius carassius (crucian carp), 3835 nucleotides long. Its product is annotated as E3 ubiquitin-protein ligase TRAF7-like. The record is from RefSeq and is a predicted model, not a curated record. Gene Ontology annotation, cellular component: nucleolus. Lineage: Eukaryota; Metazoa; Chordata; Actinopteri; Cypriniformes; Cyprinidae. Gene Ontology annotation, biological process: Notch signaling pathway; ribosomal large subunit assembly. Gene Ontology annotation, molecular function: metal ion binding; protein binding.